Mizuhopecten yessoensis (Yesso scallop) is the source of this 442-nucleotide messenger RNA. RefSeq names its product betaine--homocysteine S-methyltransferase 1-like. NCBI's taxonomy places the organism in Eukaryota, Metazoa, Mollusca, Bivalvia, Pectinida, Pectinidae. The transcript is spliced from 4 exons. The annotation marks the transcript as partial. The record is from RefSeq and is a predicted model, not a curated record.
UUUACAAGAAAUGGCCGCAAAAGGAUUAUUAGAGAGGCUGCGGUCAGGGGAGAAUGUGAUCGUAGCAGAAGGAUAUCUUUUUGAAUUUGAGAGAAGAGGUUACUUGAAAGCCGGAAGCUAUGUACCAGAAGUCGUCUUAGAACAUCCUGAAAAAGUCAAAGAGUUGCACGAGGAAUUUGUCCAUGCCGGAAGUGACGUCGUGUUAGCUUUUACGUACUAUGGACAUCGUGAAAAGCUUAGACACAUCGGACGUGAAAGAGACCUGGAAAUUUUAAAUGUUACCGCCUUGAAAAUCGCACGCCAAGUAGCUGACGACACAGGAACUCUCAUGGCGGGAAAUAUCUGUAAUUCCUGUGUAUACGAGGUCGACAACCCAGCAACAAUAGAAACGACACGAAACAUUUUUAAGGAACAGAUCGAAUGGGCUGUAGCAGGCGGAGCG